This is a messenger RNA of Hevea brasiliensis (rubber tree), 2127 nucleotides long. RefSeq names its product serine/threonine-protein kinase STY13. The coding region runs from base 501 to 1745 and encodes 414 amino acids. The record is from RefSeq and is a predicted model, not a curated record. Gene Ontology annotation, molecular function: protein kinase activity; ATP binding. Gene Ontology annotation, biological process: protein phosphorylation. The transcript is spliced from 3 exons. Lineage: Eukaryota; Viridiplantae; Streptophyta; Magnoliopsida; Malpighiales; Euphorbiaceae.
UGGGGGUCUCCUUUAGUUGGUUUUUGGUCUUUGAAGACUCGAUCUUUGUCUUCAUUCUCUUCUUCGGCCUCUCUUUUUGAGCACUUUAACCUUCUCCGACUCAGCAGUUGAUUUUUCUCCUCUUCUCCUCCAUUUCUUUCUCUAUCUCAUGGGAUCUCUCAAUCUUUCUCACCGGUAGACGACCGGAUAGCGAGGAAAGGGAAAAAUCGCGGAAACUAGAGAAAAUGAUCGAGGGUUUUUGUGGGAAUUCUUCUUUCUGAUUUGUCUCUUGCCUCCUAUUGGGAAAAGGUUACGGACCCAUUAGUUUCCUCUCAGCCUUUAACUCUCUGAGAAGCUUUCGAUCUCCCACGCUAGCUCUUUUUUGUUUGUUGAUUUGUUUAUAGUUACUGCAUAACCACAACAAUAGAAAGUCAAUCUACUGACAAUAAGAACAAUUUGGUCUUGAUUUCUGAUGCUGAAGAAAUAAGUGGGCUUUGAGGUUUUGCUUCUCAAAGAGGAACAUGUUGGAAGGAGGUCCGAAAUUUCCUGGAAUUAUUGGCCUAAACAAUCAUGAUAACACUUAUCAUGAUUUAUCACAAGGAUUCUAUCAUAAACUUGGUGAGCAUUCCAAUAUGUCAAUUGACAGUUAUGAUAGCUUGCAAACAAGCAAUGGUGGAGGGUCUGUUGCAAUGUCCAUAGAAAGUAUUGGGUCAAAUGAUUCCCACACUCGCAUUUUGAAUCACCAAGGACUGCGGCGGCAUGCUAAUGACAAUUACUCUGUUCAACAAAGUGUUAACCGUAGAGGAAGAGUCCCACAUGCAUUGAAUGAUGAUGCAUUGGCCCAUGCACUAAUGGAUAGCAGUUCCCCAACAGAGGGCCUUGAGAAUUUUGAUGAGUGGACCAUUGAUUUGCGGAAGCUUAAUAUGGGUGAAGCUUUUGCACAAGGGGCUUUUGGGAAACUCUACAGAGGAACUUACAAUGGUGAGGAUGUUGCCAUCAAAAUCUUGGAGAGGCCAGAAAAUGACCAAGAAAGGGCAAAGUUGAUGGAGCAACAAUUUCAGCAGGAAGUUAUAAUGCUGGCCACAUUAAAGCAUCCCAACAUUGUUAGAUUUAUUGGUGCUUGUAGGAAACCAAUGGUGUGGUGCAUAGUUACAGAAUAUGCAAAAGGAGGUUCAGUGCGUCAGUUUUUAAUGAGGCGUCAGAACAGGGCAGUGCCACUGAAAUUGGCGGUGAAGCAGGCCUUGGAUGUUGCAAGAGGAAUGGCAUAUGUUCAUGGGCUUGGUUUGAUUCAUAGGGAUUUAAAAUCUGACAAUCUUUUGAUUUUUGGUGAUAAAUCCAUAAAGAUUGCGGAUUUUGGGGUUGCUCGCAUUGAGGUGCAGACCGAAGGAAUGACACCAGAGACAGGAACAUACCGCUGGAUGGCACCGGAGAUGAUCCAGCACAGGCCCUACACGCAAAAGGUGGAUGUCUAUAGCUUUGGGAUUGUUUUGUGGGAACUCAUCACAGGAAUGCUUCCUUUCCAGAAUAUGACAGCAGUGCAGGCUGCAUUUGCAGUCGUGAACAAGGGUGUCCGUCCUGUCAUUCCCAAUGAUUGCUUGCCUGCUCUUGGUGAGAUUAUGACCCGUUGCUGGGAUGCAAACCCUGAUGUUAGGCCGCCUUUCAUUGAAGUUGUGCAAAUGCUCGAGAAUGCAGAGACCGAGAUCUUGACCAGUGUCCGCAAGGCUCGUUUCAGAUGUUGCAUGACCUUGCCAAUGACACUGGACUGAAUUCCAGAAGGUGAAAGAAAUAUAAUAAUAAUAAUAGGACAUAAGAUAGAGAGAAAAAGAAAAUGGAAAAGUAUUGUGUAUUUAUCGGGUUUAAUCUUGGUCUAAAAAUAGAGAAGGAAAAAAAAAUGAAGAUAUGAUAAGAAGAGUUAAUUCAUGGUUUAGUUGCUUCUCCGUUUUCCACGUCUUCUUCAAGUCUCUCCUGAUAUCUCUCAUAGGUUCUCUUUCUCUUCCUCGUAUGUAUGAUAGUUUAUGCACGUUAUUGAUUGUACUUGAUUCUUGGUUACUUCCUUGUCAUCACUGUUGAUUGAAUGCUAAAUUACUACAACUUGUUUGAGGUUUAACCAAAUAAUGUAUAUAUGUUUGUCAUUGUUGUUGUUUUAAA